CCGGAAGUGACCGUCGGUGUUUCCGGGACACGUUGCGCUGUGGGGCGAUUAGUGCCUGGACAUGGAGACGGUGUUCGCGCUGCCGUUUGUGGUGCUCGAAUGUCCCAAUGUGAAGCUUAAGAAGCCAGGAUGGCUGCAUAUGCCAUCCGCCAUGACUGUAUACGCGCUUGUCAUCAUCUCCUACUUCCUAAUCACCGGCGGUAUCAUUUAUGAUGUCAUUGUGGAGCCUCCAAGUGUGGGAUCAAUGACAGAUGAACAUGGCCACCAGAGGCCUGUCGCCUUCUUGGCAUACAGAGUGAAUGGACAGUACAUUAUGGAAGGUCUCGCUUCUAGUUUUCUGUUUACAAUGGGAGGACUAGGGUUCAUAAUCUUGGAUCGUUCAAAUGCCCCCAACAUUCCAAAACUGAAUAGAUUCCUGCUUUUGUUCAUUGGUUUCGUCAGUGUCCUGUUGAGCUUCUUCAUGGCCAGAGUCUUCAUGAGAAUGAAACUGCCGGGUUACUUGAUGGGUUAAAGUCAAUUUGGGAGUGCCAAGGCCAGAAUUUCCAUGUGGAGGAGACCAACCUGAAACUGUAAAAAGUGCUAUGCUGUAAUUUGAAGGUGAAUGAGAAUUUGUAAAGAACAUAAAUAAAUUUUUACAAUACUUGUGUUAAA
Molecule: messenger RNA, 651 nt
Organism: Carcharodon carcharias (great white shark)
Lineage: Eukaryota; Metazoa; Chordata; Chondrichthyes; Lamniformes; Lamnidae
Gene: ostc
Product: oligosaccharyltransferase complex subunit
Exons: 4
Coding region: 62-511 (149 amino acids)
Cellular component (GO): oligosaccharyltransferase complex
Source: RefSeq, a predicted model, not a curated record